This is a messenger RNA of Didymodactylos carnosus, 351 nucleotides long. The record is from the annotation of a GenBank genome assembly. Lineage: Eukaryota; Metazoa; Rotifera; Eurotatoria; Philodinida; Philodinidae.
AUGAUGAUUUGCAGUGCAGUCGUGAUAUGGCCGGGUUCAACACAUGAUGCUUUCUCUUUGGGUCAAUCAACUAUUGCUACCACAGUGGCAAAUGGAGUCUUAGGAGAUAGAUGGCUCUUAGGCGAUAGUGGUUAUCCUCUUCCAGCUUGGUUAUUAACGCAGUUCCUGAAUCCGGGAACGGGUCCAGAAAGACGAUAUAACAAAAGUUUAAAAACCAGCCGCUCGAUGGUUGAACGAGUUUUCGGUAUUCGAAAAACUCGUUUUCGUUGUUUGGAUCGGGCGGCGGCGGUUUACAAUUUAUUCCAGAAAAAUGGGUCAAAAUCCUACUUCACAACCUUGCUAAGAAAAUGA